Messenger RNA from Suillus plorans, 738 nucleotides. RefSeq lists its product as uncharacterized. The record is from RefSeq and is a predicted model, not a curated record. NCBI's taxonomy places the organism in Eukaryota, Fungi, Basidiomycota, Agaricomycetes, Boletales, Suillaceae. The transcript has a single exon. Gene Ontology annotation, molecular function: nucleic acid binding. The coding region runs from base 1 to 738 and encodes 245 amino acids.
AUGUUAAAAAUGGCAAAAAAGCACAACAUGUGCUUCGCCCUGAUUAAACUUUCACAAACCCAUAAACAACAGCUCCCAGCCUGGCUUCACUGUGGCGCACUACUGCGAACCUAUCAUAAGUUAAAAGACGCAUGCCUAAAACAAAUCCAUGAAGUAAAGUCAAUCAAAGACCUUCUAAAAGUAAGCAAUAGACCAACUACAGUUCCACACCACUGGGAAAGUCAUGACUGCAUAUGUGGCCUAUGCGUAUCGGACAGACUGGCAGGGUGUAAAAACCCGCAUAAAUGUAUAUCCACGGUGGCAGUGAUCAUCAACAACCUAACUCCAAAAUUCAACCCAUUCUACUGUCCAAUCAAUGAUGGACUCACACUCACACACUGCCGCCUGGAAAAGAAUACAAGAGCAAGAACUCAACACAGAGGGGACAUCAUCUUUGAUCCAUCAGUCUCAGAAACAUUGCAACUAGCAGAAUGUUUUAGAAUCUUUGCAGGAGACACAAGGACUGCCCAAGCCCCAGCUCACCGGCUCCAAAGGCCCAACCAAGGACAGGGACAACAAGAGCCACCUAUUGAGAUAUACACUGACAGCUCAUGCAUCAACAAUGGAAAAAACAAUGCACAAUGUGGAAGUGGCAUAUGGUUUGGGGAAAACAACCCCUUGAACAAGGCCAUAAGGAUCACUGGUAAAACACAAUCCAACCAAGCAGGAGAAGUGGCUGCAAUACUGAUCGGUCUAUAG